Gadus macrocephalus (Pacific cod) is the source of this 3616-nucleotide messenger RNA. RefSeq names its product mitochondrial adenyl nucleotide antiporter SLC25A23-like. Gene Ontology annotation, molecular function: calcium ion binding; ATP transmembrane transporter activity. Gene Ontology annotation, biological process: transmembrane transport. The record is from RefSeq and is a predicted model, not a curated record. Lineage: Eukaryota; Metazoa; Chordata; Actinopteri; Gadiformes; Gadidae. The transcript has 11 exons. The coding region runs from base 1325 to 2770 and encodes 481 amino acids.
AACAGUAUGAACAAAUAGAAGGCAAAAAUGACAAGUUGUCCUUUGUAUAUCUAUAGUAGCAAUAGCACAUGCUAAACAAGGACAAAAUCUACGCAAAAUAAUUUAAUGAACUGUUUACAACCAUGGCUAACCAGUGCAUGAGAAGGAGAUGACAGGAGACUAAUGUUUCACUCUUUCAAUUGCUCUAAUUUGAGCUCUUACUGUUGUUAUCUAACAUACCAUACAGUAAUUGAAUUGUGUAAAAGUGUGAAAUUACUGCACCUUAAAAAUGACCAUGAAUUAGCUAUACUCUCAUUUGCAUAGUGAUUAACAUUAUGAAUUUCAAUUGUGUAUACCAACUGUAUGAUGGCUGACAUUUACCUAACUUGUUUUCCCUCCACUCUAACCAAGGAUGCCUGUUUUUAAAUUCCCUAGCCUGACACCCAGUCCGAAAGGCUGGCCAGGGGUUCUCAUCUAAAAGUAACAAGGAGAUAUAAAGUGGGAUUAAAACAUUGUCUUCUGUUGACUACUUGUUAUGUGGUUUACACGUUAAUAUGGGAGGACUGGACACACACACACACGCACACACACGCGAGAAGGAGGGGCUCGGCCCGCCAACUAACGUGCAGAGAUGCAGGGGCAGCUUCGCGCUUCGUAACAGAGACAGGGCAGAGCGCGAGCGCGCAGGGGGAAUCUUAUGAAUGUGUGAAUGUAGGAGAUAACUUCCCCUGCUUAAAGUAUUUUAUUGCAGUUAUACCCAACCGAUAUUUGCGAAAAAAUAAACACAGAAGUGAAAGAUCUGUCACAAGACGAUUGAUACGUAUCCGUGCAUAUUUUUAAGUGGGUAUACGCAAAUCCUGGUGCGUUCCUAGUGGGUAUACGGCGUAUACCUGCGUAUCACGUAGACUACACCACUGCCUACAGGAGUUCAGAAAGGCGUCAUGCUGCUCCUUCAGAUUCAGGAAGGUGUCGAGGCGGAGGGAAGUCCUGCGGUUCCUCUCUCUACCUCAAGAGACGUCCUUCUGUUCCUCUCUCUAAUUUCUGGAGGAGACGUCCUGCUGUUCCUCUCUCUACCUUCACGGAAGACGGAUCCAUCUCGUUUCACAUCCACCGUUUGAAGACUAGAACCAGUAGCAGGUUGACAACAGGACCGAGAAGCUGCGCGUCCAUGUUGUUCGGUGAAAGAAGUCAGAAGGUCUGCUCAGAAGAAGGCGGUGGAGGUCUAAUAACCAUGAUAUGAUCGACGGAGGUAACGUCCGCUUAUGAGCUCAUGUUCCAAUCCCUCGUAAUGCUGAUCCUCCAGGCGUCACCUCGUCCUAGCGUUGAGCACCCGCUAUAAGGUCGCAUGGAGCGACUCGGGGUCCUCCUGGUGGCCAGCUGCCAGGAGAACCAGGAGAGCCCGGAGCUGAGGAGGAGGAGGCGCUGGGCCAGACUGUUCGAUCAGCUGGACCUCAAUAAGGAUGGACGGAUCGAUCUACGUGAGCUGCGGGUUGGCCUGGCAAAGCGAGGGGUGUCCCGGAGCUCCGUGGAUAAGGUCGUCCUCGCCGGGGACACCAACCAGGACGGCGAGCUGGACUUUGAGGAGUUCAGCCGCUACCUCCACACCCACGAGAAGCAACUCAGACUCCUGUUCAGCAACCUGGACCGCAACCACGACGGUGAAAUCGACGCAGCAGAGAUCCAACACUCUCUGCGCUCCAUCGGUCUGGACGUCAGCCGCCAGGAGGCAGAGCGGAUUCUGAACAGUAUGGACAGAGACGGGACCAUGACGAUAGACUGGGCCGAGUGGCGCGACCACUUCCUGUUCAACCCACUUCACAACAUGGAGGACGUGGCCCGCUACUGGAGACACACCAUGAUCCUGGACACCGGAGAGCAGCUGCGGAUCCCGGAGGAGCUGUCGGAUCAGAGCAGGUCCUCUGUGUGGCGGCAGCUGGCCUCCGGGGGGCUGGCGGGGGCCGUGUCCCGGACCAGCACCGCGCCCCUGGACCGGCUCAAGGUCUUCCUCCAGGUCCACGGCUCCUUCCCCGGGACGAGCUCGGUGGGGAACAGCUUCCAGUCCAUGGUGAGGGAGGGGGGGCUGGGCUCGCUGUGGAGGGGCAACGGGAUCAACGUCCUGAAGAUGGCCCCCGAGACCGCCAUCAAGUUCACCGUCUACGAGCAGAUCAAAGGCCUUCUGGGAGGAAGUGACGCCAGCGGACACCUGAAGCUUCAGGAGAGGUUUAUAGCUGGCUCACUGGCUGGAGCCAUCGCCCAGACCGCCAUCUACCCACUAGAGGUGCUGAAGACACGGCUGACGCUUAGGGCCACGGGCCAGUUCUCGGGGGUGGCGGACUGCGUCUCCCAGGUGCUGCGGACGGAGGGCGUCUGGGCCUUCUACAGGGGCUACGUCCCCAACCUGCUGGCCAUCGCCCCGGCCGCAGGCAUCGACCUGGCCGUCUACGAGUCUCUGAAGAACUCGUGGAUCAGCAGGAACUCGGCCUCCGGGCCCCCCUCCGGGCCCCCCGGGGUCCUGGUUCUGGUCGGCUGCGGGGCGCUGUCCAGUACCUGUGGCCAGCUGGCCAGCUACCCGCUCGCCCUGGUCAAGACACGCAUGCAGGCCCAAGCCGCGGAGGGAGGAGGCCCCCGUCCCUCCAUGACCGCCCUGUUCCACAGCAUCCUGGCCCAGGAGGGCGUGGCCGGGCUGUACCGCGGCCUCUCCCCAAAUCUGCUCAAAGUCAUUCCCGCCGUCAGCAUCUCCUACGUGGUCUACGAGUACAUGAGGCGCGGCAUAGAGAACGGGUUCCUCUAGCACCAGGAACCAUGGAGAACGGUUCCUCUAGCACCAGGAACCAUGGAGAACGGUUCCUCUAGCACCAGGAACCAUGGAGAACUGUUCCUCUAGCACCAGGAACCAUGGAGAACGGUUCCUCUAGCACCAGGAACCAUAGAGAACGGUUCCUCUAGCACCAGGAACCAUGGAGAACUGUUCCUCUAGCACCAGGAACCAUAGAGAAUGGGUUCCUCUAGCACCAGGAACCAUGGAGAACUGUUCCUCUAGCACAAGGAAGGAACCAUGGAGAACUGUUCCUCUAGCACCAGGAACCAUGGAGAACGGUUCCUCUAGCACCAGGAACCAUGGAGAACGGGUUCCUCUAGCACCAGGAACCAUAGAGAACGGUUCCUCUAGCACCAGGAACCAUGGAGAACGGGUUCCUCAACACCAGGAACCAUGGAGAACGGGUUCCUCAACACCAGGGGGCCAUGGAGAACGGUUCCUCUAGCACCAGGAACCAUAGAGAACGGUUCCUCUAGCACCAGGAACCAUGGAGAACGGGUUCCUCAACACCAGGAACCAUGGAGAACGGGUUCCUCAACACCAGGAACCAUGGAGAACGGGUUCCUCAACACCAGGAACCAUGGAGAACGGUUCCUCUAGCACCAGGAACCAUGGAGAACGGGUUCCUCAACACCAGGGGGCCGUAGAGAACGGUUCCUCUAGCACCAGGAACCAUAGAGAACGGUUCCUCUAGCACCAGGAACCAUAGAGAACGGGUUCCUCUAGCACCAGGAACCAUGGAGAACGGGUUCCUCUAGCACCAGGAGCCAUGGAGAACUGUUCCUCUAGCACCAGGAACCAUAGAGAACUGUUCCUCUA